UGAGAAGCCCCCUAUGGUCUCGGGAACUUUCUACCAGGAGGAGGGAGAAGGAAGUCCCAGCCCAUGUUUGGAAAUGUUCCCCCCAUGGGGCGCCGCUUCAGUCCGAGGAGAGAGGCACUUUACCGGACGCGCGGUGUGUUUUCUAGUCUCGGACGGACUGGCGUAAUAAUAAUAAGAAGAAUAUAAAAAAACAAAGCCAUCAUCAUCUUCAUCAGCAUGGCUCAGGCGAAAAUCCAGGCGAAGAUGAACGAAGCCGCCUGCAGCAAGUUCAGCAGGACGCUGUCCAUGGCAGACCGCUCCGGGCAGCUCCUGGAAAGUCUGGAUCAGCUGGAAAUAAGAGUGGAAACUUUACGCGAAGCCGCGAGCGCCAUGGAACAGGAAAGGGAGUCCAUCCUGGAAAUGAUUCAGUCCYUUCAGAACAGCCAAGACAUGAGGAACAUCUGUGCCGGUGAAAGGGAAGAGCUGACUUUGACUGCGGACCGCCUGAUGGGCCGAACGCUGUCCGUGGAGAUCUCCGUCGGCACCAUCCGGAACCCCCAGCAGGAGGAGGCGCUGCUCAAGGCCACGUCCAUCAUCGACGAGAUCGUGAAAAGGCUCCUGAGCGACAUGGAAGGGGGUCGGCAGCAGCUGCUGGCCCUGCACGCGGCCUGCGUGUCGGAAGCGCCGCCCGUCCCCGUCGACCAGAAGUUCCAGGCUGUGGUGAUCAGCUGCGCCCUGGAGGACCAGAAGAAGAUCAAGCGGAGGCUGGAGAGUCUGCUGAGGAACGUCAGGAACGCCGAAAAGAACAUCAAGAUCAUGGAUCACCAAAAACUUGAGGACACAAAAGCCAAUGGAGGUCACUGAAACCUUAAAGUGUCUUAAAUUCCACAAACCUUAUAGAAAAGUGUUGUGAUGCUUUACACUAUUAGGAUUUUACCUGUAGCAGAAAGCCUUUAAAUUACAUUUUUACUGUUAAUUGGAUAAUGUGUUGACACAGUGCACUUUGCAUGUUCACUGAUGCAUUUAAGACAGAAAAAGAUACACUACAUUUUUUGCCAAAUAAGUGUUAAAAGCAGUAAAAAUACAUUUUUAUUCUGAUUGUUGUAUUCAAAUACACAAACGAUUCUGAUUUAUUGCACACACUGGACAAUUUAACUGAACAACAUACCCAGUGGUGUCUUUAAUUUUGUCUUUUUAUAUGUCUCACAUUUGAAGGACUGAAGUUUGUACACUACCUCUUUGUGUGAAUGCAACACAUUUUGCAUAAAGCUGUGCAUUUUUAUGUUCAAGGCAGUUUUUAUGUAACAAACAUGUAAUAAAAUACUGUAUAAAACARCUCAAA
Messenger RNA from Austrofundulus limnaeus, 1321 nucleotides. RefSeq names its product BCL2 associated athanogene 2 (gene bag2). Gene Ontology annotation, biological process: protein stabilization. NCBI's taxonomy places the organism in Eukaryota, Metazoa, Chordata, Actinopteri, Cyprinodontiformes, Rivulidae. Bases 217 to 843 code for a protein of 208 amino acids. Gene Ontology annotation, molecular function: adenyl-nucleotide exchange factor activity; protein-folding chaperone binding. The record is from RefSeq and is a predicted model, not a curated record. The transcript is spliced from 3 exons.